AUGCCCAACGAUGUGACGUUGGCGGACCGGUCGCAGUCCUUCUUCCAGCAGGCAUCUGAAAGAUACCUGCGGCUGGGCCACGUCAACAGGUACUGCAAGUGCUGCCUCAGGGCUGCGGCAGUUCUGCAUUUGCAGGGCAGCAAGUCGGAGGCCGAGUACUACACGCAGCAGGCUUUGAACAAGCUCAGUGAUGCACCAGUCUCGUCCUUGCUGGCUAUCUGCUACCACAAUCUCGCUGUCCACACUGUGGUGCAGCAGCGGGUCGCGGAUGCCGUCGCACAUGUCAGGUCCUACGUCGCGCUCUUGCGGCAGCUGCCAAAGCUUGGCAACUCCUGGAUGCAGCUCCUGGACAACACCCAGUGGCUCAUCCUGAAGGCACAGGAGCUCUGGCCACAGCAUCAGCAGCAGAAUGGUAUCCGGGACUCCCAGCUGGUCUCCAUGCGAGGAUGA
Molecule: messenger RNA, 450 nt
Organism: Symbiodinium necroappetens
Lineage: Eukaryota; Dinophyceae; Suessiales; Symbiodiniaceae
Source: the annotation of a GenBank genome assembly